Messenger RNA from Talaromyces stipitatus ATCC 10500, 1374 nucleotides. RefSeq names its product glucosylceramidase, putative. Lineage: Eukaryota; Fungi; Ascomycota; Eurotiomycetes; Eurotiales; Trichocomaceae. Gene Ontology annotation, molecular function: glucosylceramidase activity. The transcript has 5 exons. Gene Ontology annotation, biological process: sphingolipid metabolic process. The record is from RefSeq and is a predicted model, not a curated record. Bases 1 to 1374 code for a protein of 457 amino acids.
AUGCGUACAUCUACAUCCCUUAUACCACUGGUAAUUAGUCUAUCUCUAGACAGUGCCUUAGGUCAAGUAAAGAUCAACACCGCUACAAAAUACCAAAUCAUCGACGGUUUCGGUUUCUCCGAAGCUUUUGGUUUUGGGGUAGGCGUGCAAGAUGCACCAACCACUCAACAGAAUGAGGCUCUCACGUACCUGUUCGAUAAGACCAAAGGUGCCGGCUUUACUAUUCUGAGGAACCGGGUUGCGGCCGAUCCUGGGAAUACCAUUGAGCCUAAUAGUCCCGGUUCAGCUUCUGGGGCGCCGACUUAUAGGUGGAAUGGUGACGACCAGAGUCAGGUUUUUUGGUCGAAAAAGGCACGUCAGAUGGGGGUGGAGUACAUCUACGCCGAUGCAUGGAGUGCUCCGGGAUUCAUGAAAACGAACAAUAAUUACGAGAACGGCGGUUAUCUUUGCGGCGUGACCGGUGAGACUUGCUCUUCCGGUGAUUGGAGACAAGCAUACGCCAACUACUUAGUUAAAUACCUUCAAGACUAUGAAAGUGAAGGUAUAACAGUUGACUUUAUCGGAUUCUUGAACGAGCCUGAGUUUGCAGCGUCUUACGAUGCAAUGCUGUCAGAUGGAACAAAGGCAGCAUCCUUCAUACCAAUUCUCCAUUCCACGAUACAGAAAGCAGGACUUAGUACCGGCAUAAUUUGCUGUGAUGCCGAGGGCUGGAAUGAUCAGGUCACCUACACGGCGCAGCUCAUUGAGGCUGGAGCAGAGGAAUACCUUUCCCGCAUCUCAUCCCAUUGGUACACCUCCAAAGGAACCUCUCCCAUUAACACGACAUUGAGGGUAUGGGAAACCGAGUAUGCGGAUUUGGAUGAUGGUUUCAGCACUACCUGGCAUGCGUCCGGUGCGUUCAACGAGGGUUUGACGUGGGCUGGUUAUAUCUACCAGGGUCUGGUAGACUGUAACCUUAGUGCUUUUCUCUAUUGGAUCGGAGCCCAAUCAAAUAGCAACGCUGCUGGCCUCGUCACCCUCCAAGGCUCUGGCUCUUCCACGACCGUGACUCCUUCCGCAGCACUUUGGGCAUUUGCAAUGUUCUCUCGCUACAUCCGUCCCAACGCUGUGCGCGUAGGAACUUCAGGAGCACCCAGUAACACUAAAGCCGCAGCGUUUGUCAAUACCGACGGAACCACCGCUGUGGUCAUGCUCAAUCAAGGAUCAACGGCCCAGAGUGUAACUCUCGGGGGUGUAACAAUUGCUUCUGCCGUAGCGUAUGUAAUGGACAGCUCCGUCUCGUCACCUACAACUCUGUCGACGUCUAUCAGUAACGGUAGUGUCGAAGCGACACUUCCAGGCUACUCGCUUGUCACUUUCGUGAUGACCAGUUGA